Molecule: messenger RNA, 861 nt
Organism: Panonychus citri (citrus red mite)
Lineage: Eukaryota; Metazoa; Arthropoda; Arachnida; Trombidiformes; Tetranychidae
Gene: IscU
Product: iron-sulfur cluster assembly scaffold protein IscU-like
Exons: 1
Coding region: 278-715 (145 amino acids)
Biological process (GO): intracellular iron ion homeostasis; iron-sulfur cluster assembly
Cellular component (GO): cytoplasm; mitochondrial matrix
Molecular function (GO): 2 iron, 2 sulfur cluster binding; ferrous iron binding
Source: RefSeq, a predicted model, not a curated record
UCACUUCUGCACUGAUUCAGGUGUUUACAAAAUCAUCUCAAGGUCAAUAGAACAGAUUAGAAAACCUUAAACGAGUUAAAUAUUCUCCAAGGACUUGAUAUUUUCUAUCUGGAAUUGAGUCUCUUCAAUAUCGGUUAACCGUUUUAUCAACAAAAUUUGUUGACAUUUUCUCAUCUCAUUGAAUUUAAUCAAGUUAACUAAUUGUGUUUAUUUUGUUUCCUCGUUCAAUUAAUUGCUAAUUCUCUUAUAUUAUCCGUGUUUUCAGCCUGAGCUAAUCAUGUAUCGUCAAAUUAAUCGUUUGGUCUCACCUUCUGUCCAAUAUAUGGGAAAACGUAAUUAUGACCAAAAGGUUAUGGAUCAUUAUGAAAAUCCUUCGAACGUCGGAUCGUUUAAAAAGGAUGAGGAUCAAAUUGGAACUGGAUUAGUUGGUGCUCCUGCUUGUGGUGAUGUUCUUAAGCUGCAAAUUAAAGUUGAUGUUGAUGGUAAUAUUGUUGAUGCUCGAUUCAAGACUUUCGGCUGUGCCUCAGCCAUUGCCUCGUCUUCCUUGGCAACCGAAAUGAUUAAAGGUAAAUCUCUUGAUGAAGCAGCAGAGAUUAAAAACACAAUGAUUGCCAAUGAACUUAAACUUCCACCCGUUAAAUUACAUUGUUCAAUGCUCGCUGAAGAUGCAAUUAAAGCAGCAAUACAAGAUUACAGGACAAAAUAUAAAAAUUAAUUGAAUUGACAAAAACCUUUCGACAAACAAAACCAAUAUUAACGUCAUUAAAUCCCUUCAUAUAAAUAGAAAAAUGUAAAAUUUAUCUGUGAAAAUUUACGUUGUACUAAUUAAAAAUUUCGAAAGUCAAUUAAUCAUUAACAUAA